Messenger RNA from Ogataea philodendri, 540 nucleotides. RefSeq lists its product as uncharacterized. NCBI's taxonomy places the organism in Eukaryota, Fungi, Ascomycota, Pichiomycetes, Pichiales, Pichiaceae. The transcript is spliced from 2 exons. The record is from RefSeq and is a predicted model, not a curated record. Bases 1 to 540 code for a protein of 179 amino acids.
AUGAUCAGUGGCAACCAGGCUUGGAAGGUGAAGGACAUUGCCUCCACAACACCAAUGCACACGAAUCUCUGCUCUGCAGAGUGCGACAUGGUCUCGUUGAUCCACGACAUGAAGAGCACACCGCAACCGGUUUCGGCAAACAGAAGGUACCAACCGGUGAAGAGAGCGGCAUGGUUGUUCUCAGGCCAAGCAGUCAGAAUGAUGCAUCCAAUCACAGCGACGGUACAGAAGAUCGCAAUCAAUGGCCAACGUUUGCCAAUGAUGUCUGAAGUCCAAGUCAUAAUGAUUCUUGAUAGCAACAACGUGACAGAUGAAAGCAGCAGAGAAGAACCACACUGGCCACGACAAAACGAGAGAUGCCAUGGCCGUCCAGGUGAACUUCUUGCGAGGUUGACGUUUGACGGCUGCCAAGUUAUCAAUAACAAGCUUUCUUUCGUCCGGCUUGAGCCACCAGGACUUGGAAUCGUGCGGAGCGUCAGGAAUAGCAAAAUAUCCAUAGAUAGCGACAGGAAUGGUGAUAAUACCAUCAAAGAUGAAUAA